This is a messenger RNA of Triticum dicoccoides, 704 nucleotides long. Its product is annotated as protein ORGAN SIZE RELATED 1-like. The transcript has a single exon. Gene Ontology annotation, biological process: positive regulation of organ growth. The record is from RefSeq and is a predicted model, not a curated record. Lineage: Eukaryota; Viridiplantae; Streptophyta; Magnoliopsida; Poales; Poaceae. Bases 165 to 518 code for a protein of 117 amino acids.
UUGCAGCCUCCUCCUUCCUCCGUCCAGGCCGCGGCUACGAGUUCUUCCGACUGGCCGGCCGGAGAGUUUCUCAUCUCAUCGUCUAAUCGUCGGAGAGAGUGGUCCAUCAGUUGCCUUCCCGCGUCUGAAUUUCUCGUACAAUCCCUGUGGCCUGUGCCUACAAGAUGGAGAGGAGAGCGGCGAGGAGAAGCUCCGCCCACCACAGCCGAAUGCAGAUGCCGCCGGCGCCGGUGGGGCAGAAGCAGCACCAGCAGACGCAGACGCAGCGCCGCGGGGGGUCGAAGAGCUGCCAGAGAACGCCGCCGCCGCCGGGCUGCUUCACCAUCCAGCUGCUCAUGGUGUUCCUCUGGGUGGCCGCGUCGCUCGCCUUCCUGCCGCUCCUGCUGCCGCCGCUACCCCCGCCGCCGCUCUCGCUGCUGCUGCUGCCCGUGUGCCUGCUCGCCGUCCUCGCCGCGCUGGCCUUCGUCCCGCUCGACGCCCACAGCAACGUCGUCGGCGGCGGCUCGUCUUGUUUGUAGAGAGGCUGCAUUUUCUUUUCCGUGUCGGUCAGAGCUAGUUGUUUCAGAUCUAGCCUGUAGUACAAACUGUGAACCUUUUUUUAAGAUUAGGAUUAGGAUUAGGAUUAAUUAACAGAGGACUACUUUUUGGCUUUGUAAUCACUUGAAUUCGGGCAAUGUCAAUUGAGAUCUCACGGUAUUUAUGCU